AUGGAUGCAAAUGCACAACAUGCUUUGAUGGCUAGGCAAGCAGCUGGGAUGGUUGUUGUGAUGGUGACCUUUGUAGUAAAUAGGCUUAGAAGGAUUAGGGGAGAAGAGGCAAUCCCUUAUGGCCCUAGGACUCAUGCUGAGAGGCAUAGGCAGAGCACACUGCAAUUGAUGUACAAUUACAAGCAUCCAACACAGAAUGUGAUGGCUGCAGUGAGCUUUGACCUAAAGUUUACAUAUGUUCUUGCUGGCUGGGAGGGCUCAGCCCAUGAUGCACUAAUCCUGGCUGAUGCCAUUGAGAGAAAUGAUGGCUUCACUGUCCCUACAGAUGAGAUUGUACCAGUAGAGGAAGGUUUUCAUGGUGACCUGCCUGAGGAUGAUGAGGGAGAGUGGUUAUUUGUGCUUCAUUGCUUCUGUACCUUUUACAAUGGUAGGAUGGCUGCUAGUAAUGGUGAUGUCGAUGCUGCGUUUGUGCCUGCUGCUACCUUGAUGCAAGGUGCAGCGGCACUUGGUCAGCCAGCACAACCUGCUUUGGUUGACCUGUAUGGGGGACCACCUAAUGGUGAGCCUGCAGUUGCUGUAGGACAGCAAGGACCCAUGAGGUGGAAUAACAACACUUCUGGUUUUGUCCUAAUGAGGAUGGCCCAGAUUGUGUCUGAGGGGUCUAGGACUGACAAGACAUACAAAGAUAAGGAUGUCAAUGCUGUAGCUAAGGCUCUUAGGGACUACAGUGGGGUGGCUGUUAGUCCAACUCAGGUGUACAAUCAUCUGAGAAAGUGGAAACAAAAGUGGGCUAAGGUAGCCAAGUUGAAGGACCUUAGUGGGGCAACAUUUGAUGAUGAUGUCCAUGCCAUAAUGCUUGAGCAGGACCACUACCUUGGUCAUUGCAAGGACCACCCUAAGGAUGCUGAAUACCUCAACACCCCCAUCAGGUUCUACAAAGAGAUGGAGGCCCUCUUUGGUAGCACUUUGGCAACUGGUAGGUUUGCCUUAGGGUCCAAUGAACCAUUGGGGGUGAACAAUGCAGACAGUGUGGCUGCUAAGCUUGAGGGGCAGGACUUCUCUUGUGGUACUUCUGAGUUUGGGGAGGGCAGCAAGGCCACAACACCUGUGUUUGGGGAGGGCAGCAAGGACAACAUUGUAGGGGCUAAGAGGAAGAGGGCCAACUUUAGUGAGGAAGAGAUGCUUAUGAUGACCAACAUGACAGAUGCUGUCAACAAUGUUGCCAAUGCUAUGCUGAAAACAGGUGCUGCACAUGUCGAUCCAGACCUCUACCUUGCUGUCAUGGAGAUGGAGAUGUCUGACUUCUCCACUGAGGCCUUGAUUGUUGCCUACACCCAUCUCCUUGAGAACAAGGCUGUUGCAACUGGUUUUGUCAACAUGUCCACCCCCCAUAGGGCCAUAUGGCUGAGGACCUACCUGGCCAAGAACUACUAUUUGUAGUUCUGUCCAUGUUGUGCAGACAGCACUUAGAGGGGGUUGACUGUUGAGAAGUAUAGUUCCUCCACCUCCCUCCCCCACUCUCUUCUCUUUUGGGUUCCAUUUUGGCUAGAAACUGUGCAUGGUAGAUGGCUGACCAGCACCUAUUCUUUUGGGUUUA
This is a messenger RNA of Panicum virgatum (switchgrass), 1597 nucleotides long. RefSeq lists its product as uncharacterized. Lineage: Eukaryota; Viridiplantae; Streptophyta; Magnoliopsida; Poales; Poaceae. The transcript has 4 exons. The record is from RefSeq and is a predicted model, not a curated record. The coding region runs from base 1 to 1440 and encodes 479 amino acids.